Molecule: messenger RNA, 685 nt
Organism: Drosophila subpulchrella
Lineage: Eukaryota; Metazoa; Arthropoda; Insecta; Diptera; Drosophilidae
Exons: 5
Coding region: 175-525 (116 amino acids)
Source: RefSeq, a predicted model, not a curated record
AGAUAAAACAGAAUGAUCAACCUUUGUCUGAAAGCAACUGAUGGAACGGGUUCUACAAAAAAUAACCAAAGGCCAAGUCAAGAAUUUCCUGAGCUCGACGUUUUUCCAGGGAGAUAUUUAGUACAAUUCGUUUUUAGAGCUUUAUUGCGGCCCAAAGUAAAUAAAAACCUAUGAAUGAUCAUUGCAACGCCGGUUCAGCUGUUUUGGGUUUUUCGUAGAGCUACCGGGGGUUCACUUUUCGAUUCAGCGACGAUCCCGCCUUCGAAUCUUAAAUAUUUAAUCAAGAGCCAUCCCCGCUAUAGCUUCAGUCCUAGCUCAACUCUCAGCAUUAAAACAAUACAGCCGGAUUAUAUUAUCAUCAAAAUGAAAUACUUCAAGUGCUGUUGGCUUCUCAUCGUUGUACUACUCUUCAUCUCUUCACAAAACGCCUUGGCGGCUCCAAAACGAAAAAGAAAAGGAUUUUCUUUUCCAAAAUUACCACAUGUCAACAUAAAUAUUCACCAUAAUAAUAUUCACAUUGGCUAACAACGCCUUUAUUAGUAUACAUUUUAGUGUAGUUGCUGUUAAAUAACUUAGUAUGAGUUAAGUACAUAGCUGUAGUCAUGUGUUCCGCUAAAUAUUAAUUCAGCCAUAAUAAGGUUGCUUAAAAAAUAAAAAUGCUCAAGACAUAUUUAAAAUAUCAAAA